Molecule: messenger RNA, 7325 nt
Organism: Pelobates cultripes (western spadefoot toad)
Lineage: Eukaryota; Metazoa; Chordata; Amphibia; Anura; Pelobatidae
Source: the annotation of a GenBank genome assembly
AUAAAAGCGUAGGGCUGGUAAGACUUGUCUCGAUACACUGCAUUGCUAACUCAUUUAGCUGAAGCCCGCCUUCUUUCCAUUGAUGCUAAUCUGUCAGCUGCAUCAUAGCCUUAGGCAGAACAGGCCAUGGCAUUGCUAAAUCAUAGCUAACGUAACAAUUUAGACAGGAACAAUGUCACAGGUUGUCAUCAAUGAUUGGCUUUGGUGGUUGGCAACCAACAUAAAUAGAGGGGACCCUUCUGUAUGAUCCAGCAGCUGGAUCCUAGAAGGUGUAUGAUCCAUCUCUCCUUCGUUCCUUUCCCUACUCUACAGCCCCAGGCAGCAAAAAAUGGAUCUCAUUGAUAGCCAUGUGAAUGGAGAGGUCAAUGGCAAUUAUAUUGACCACUACAAUGGGGUGGCAGCAGACAUGAAGAAGGUUUUAAAGUUGCACAAACACAGUCAGAGCAAAACUGAAAAGGAAGAGCUGCUGGUUUUGGAAGAUGCAUACAGUAACAUCCUGAGUGAGCUGGGAGAGGACCCCGAGAGGGAAGGUCUUCUCAAGACACCCAGCAGAGCAGCCAAGGCAAUGAAAUUCCUCACCAAGGGAUACAAGGAAAGCAUCUAUGGUGAGUCCCCCAUUCAUUUCAUUUACAAUUCUACAUGUCCUGAAAUGUGUGAUAUUCUUUUAUUAUUGUAUGGAUUCAUUGGCAUAUUGAAGCAUACAAUGGGGCUAUAUCUGGUGAUCAAGGAAUUAUUAACACCCAUCACUCUAAGCCAAAGAAAAAUUGCAGCCUAUUACAGAUUCAGAGUCUGUCUCAUUUAUGAUGCAUUGUAUUUUAUUUCAACCCACUAGAAAAAAAUUUAAAAAAAAAUAAAAAAUGAAUGAAUAAGAUUCUGCUCUUCUUUGAAUUUUAGAAUCUACUCUUCACAGUCAAAUAUUCACAUUCUUUUUUCAAACAGGCUUGCCAUAACAGCAUUGACAAGCACGCAUGAAAAAACUACUGAUAAAAAGUACUUCUUCUGUUUUAGGGGAACAUCUGGCUAUUUAUAGGUUAAGAAACUUGCUGCCUUUUUUUUGUUUAUUAUUAUUAUUAAUGUAAUAAUAUGCUAGUUAUUUAAUAAUGAAUCUUCUUUAAUUUUCUUUAAACAUAUGAAUUUGUUUUGCUUUAUAAGCCCACCAUUUGUACACACCCUGCAGUUUAAAAAAAAUGUUUCACUACAGUAGAAAGUUGACAUUUAAACUACAACUCCCAGAAACUCUUGGCAAGCAAAUAUGGGCCCUAUAAGAUCACUUUCUGAUUUGGCGAGUAUCAGAAUACCAGAUAUAAUUAUAUAUAUAUAUAUUUUUAAUUAUUGUUCUUGCAUAUACAUUUUAUGAUAUUAUUCAUAUAGUGAUAUUAGAGGGGCAUGAUCUAUGCACUAAAAGUGCUUAAUUAAGUCAUCUUGAUGCCUAUAGCAUCCCUUUUAAAUAAUAAAAUGGAUGUAAAACUGUGAGUUGUAGCUCAUGAAUACCAACAAGAAUAAUGGAAUAAUAAAAAAUGCUUAAAAUAUAGUUUUGUUUUUUUUAAAUCCUUUGAAAAUAGUUUGAUCGUACAAUGUGAAAAAAAAAAAGGGACACUAUAAGAACCAAAACAAUUUUAGCCUAAUUACGUGGUUUUGAUGUAUAGAUCAUGACCCCGCAGUCUCACUGCUCAAUUAUCUGCCAUUUAGGAGUUACAUUACUUUAUUUAUGCAGCCCUAGCCACACCUACCCUGGCUGAGACUUACACAGUCUCUCUGCACACUUCCUGAAAAAGAGUCUUCAUUUUUUGGCUUCCCUAUUGCACAGUGCAUUUAAUUUAUAAUUGAUCUCUCAUUUGUUUAAUAGCCUACCACAGCCUCGUGAUUUUAAUUUAAGGUCAAUUAACAGAACAGGAGCAAAAAAUGAACUUCUGAAGUAAACACACUGUGCAGCAAAAUCUGAAAAUAAAACCAAUUUUUCAUAGAGGUUGUGUAGAGUCUGAGCCAAGGGAGGUGUGGCUAGGGCUGUAUAAACAGAAACAAAAGUAAUUUAACUUUUAAAAGGCAGAUCAUCAAACAGUGAGACUACAGGGGCAUGAUCUAUACACCAAAACUGCUUCAUUAUGCUAUCAAAUGUAAGAUAACUGUAGGACAAUUACAUGUGUCAGAUAUUUAUUUAGUUAUGUACUAUUUAAAAACCAGGCAUUCAUUUUCUGGGAAAAAAUAAGGAAGGCCUUUAGCUAACAUUAGCUAACAGCACAAUAAUCUCCAUUUCUUAUAGAUAUACUCAACAAUGCUAUAUUUGACGAGGACCAUGAUGAGAUUGUUAUCGUAAAAGAUAUUGACGUAUUUUCGCUCUGUGAACAUCACCUCGUACCAUUUUUUGGAAAGGUAUGUGGAAUUUAUUGAAAUGAUAAUUUUUAGUAAAAUUGUAAGCAAAAUUGUAAGCAACACGUGUGACGGUAGUCACCAUCACUGGGGAUGGAAGACAGACACUAUGUGUGGAUCCCCAGAUUCCUUUUGUGUUUUGGUCACCCUGUGCCCAUUAUUGUUGCAGAGUUUGUUGAAUGUAUUGCUUGUUUGUGCCUCUCGCCCUCCUCCUUAUUCCUGUCCUAUUGUUUCCCCAGCAGGGCAUUGUCCCAGGGACACUGCCAGAUCAGUUUAAACUAGCUGUUCUGUCCCUCCUCAAUCUCCCAUCAGCCCUUGCUAUUGUCUGGCCCCACACUUCCCUGUACUAUAGUGCUAUAUGUACCCUAUUGUGUGUAAAUGAGACUGUUGGGGGCUUAAAAUGUGUGCUAUGUCUAUUAAAGUUAGUUGCUGUUUUAACCUUCACUAAGUGUCAUCUGGUGUUUAGGGGAAAGGGAUAUAAUCUGCUGAUGUAAAUUGUGUCCAGGGCUUUAAACGCAGUAGCCUUGUACAGGGUGAAAAAGGCCCUCAGUGAUCCCAGUCAAGCCUCGGCGACUGGGUCUAAAGUGCUCCAGGGUCCCUGAUAGCUACAAGGAAACAGACUUGGCGGAAGUACUCGGUCGGAGUACUGGAGCUCCGUCACAACAUGAGUAUUUCAUACAUUGUACUUAAAUGUAGGAAUGGACUGGACAGUCGAAUGGGGCUGAGAAAAAUCACCAGCAGCCUCUGGUUCAUGUAUCUCUCAGAUAGAAGGAAAACAAAUAUAAAUAAAAACUAAUUGUAUUUCAACUCAUCUUAAAAAUCACUUCUACAUAGUAGCUGUGUGGUGCCAUGAGUGCCCUAGCACCAUCCUCUGGUAAGAAGUCAGACUGUUUUAGAAUGAUUUAACAACUUACCUGGGUUCCUCUUGGCCUGCACUGCAUCAGCCACAUCUAGUCUUUUUCAGCAGGAGAACCUGGAUUGUUCUAUAGAGCAAAGCAAUCUGAUGUGUGACCGCGCUCAUUGGUUAAAAAUGCUUAGUUGCCGCUAAUGGAAGUGAUCUUGCUUUAGGAGUUAAAAUUGAAGUAUUCCAUGUAUGAUGUCAAAGUUCUUUGCUUUGCUACUGAACUUAAUCUUCUAACGCAGAAAUAGCAACAUUGCACAUAUACAAACCCCUUUAUAUCUUGUUUUUACGUCUCUGUAUCGGCAGGUACACAUUGGAUAUUUACCAAACAAAAAGGUUGUUGGAUUGAGCAAACUGGCAAGGUAAGACCAAAAGCAAAAAAAAAUAAUAUAUAUAAUAUAUAUAUAGAAAAAAACCAUGGAAAUGAUGUGACAUCCACUACAUAUCGCCUUUAACCCCUUAAGGACCAAACUUCUGGAAUAAAAGGGAAUCAUGACAUGUCACAUAUGUCAUGUGUCCUUAAGGGGUUAAACUUUAGGAAACUUCAGAUAGGAUUUUAACAAUGUUGUACAGAAUUAUUCCUCUUAUUUCCCCUUCUCUUUGCUCUCUCUCUAUUCCAAAUGGUUGUCAUUGACUUGUAGUAAAUUACCUUCAUUUUAAUAUACAGUAAAGUAGGAUGGUCUGUUUUUUUUUUUUUUGCUCUUUUUUAUUACAAACUCAUAACUUACAAAACCAUAACUUCUUACAUAAAAUAUUGUUAAAUCAGUGUCUUGAAGAAUAUGAACUUUAAAAUGUUUUGCUUUGUUUUAGGAUUGUUGAAAUCUUUAGUCGAAGGCUGCAAGGUUUGUACAUUUUAUUUAAUCAUUUCCGAUUUAAUUAAAUGUAUACCCCUGGUACUGUGUCGUAGAGGUCUGCAAUGUUGUUUGCUAUAUAUCUGGCAAACGAUGUGAAGUUAUUGUGCUACAUAUCAAGUGCUAGGCUGCCCUCAGCAUUUGUGGAACGUUGCACCUUGUGCUAAUUCUUGAAGGGCCUGUUCUACACCUUUGCACACUGUGAUAACACUCAUCAUAUCUGAUACAUAUCCAUUAAUUCAGUGUUUUACAACAUUCUUUUGACCAGGUGCUGCAGGGACAUGAUUAGACUGGAUUAUGCCAGCCAAAUAUUGUUAUAACUUAUUUGUACAGUUCACAUGACAUUCACAGGACUAUAUGCUCUGUUUAACUAGAAUAACUUAACCUAGUUUUAUAAACAGAAAAAAAAAAAAACAACAAUACGGUAGGAACUUUGAAGGGACAUUGUUAUGAAACAGCUAAACGCAUUUCUUCUUAAAAUGUAUUAAAGUAUUCUAAAGUGUUAAAGAACUUUAAAUAUCACCAAUACAUUAUGCUAGCAGAAAUGUAGUACCCUUUAAAAUGUUGACCCUUCUCGCACCUGUCAGUUGUCAACAUUGGUCUAAGCAGAGGACUGAGUGACAGGGAGAGUAAGAGAACCAUGUCACAGGUGGUUUUAUGCUCCUUGUCACUAUGCUACUGUCCCAGACCCUCCUUACACUUGUAAGAAGGUAUAGGAUGCUCCAGCGCUGAUGUGCUAGAAGUGGAGACAAAAAAAUUAAAAUCAUAGACAUCACUAUGGUAAAUUAGAUAUUUACAAUCUUGGUGUUCUAUAUUAAAGUGAAACCGUCAUGGCAGGUUCACUUUAAAAACCAAACGCAGAUGGGACAGGUACAUGGCAGAAAAAAAUAUAACUUUUUAUCCUACAACUGCUAAUGAAUACAAGCUCUACAUAUUAAAGGUCAAGAACUGAUAAACUAAGCCAUGAUUACUAGUGUCCUUGUCACAGACAUAGCCCUCUUUAUUAUUCUGUAAAUUAUAUUAUUUUUGUUCCGCAAUAAAUUAUCCUGACUUCCUUGACUACAAGUUCCAGCUGAACCUAAGCUGGAACAAAGCAUUUAUGGGGCCUUCCUGCUUCAAGUCAUUGCAAAAAUCAGCUCAAUAACGUAUCACCGUUGGCUAACUCAGCUGAUGUGUGUUCUCUGCUUCGCUAUCAGAUGUAUUCAAAUCACCAGAACAAAACCCUCUAUUGUGAUGUAUCACCCGGUUCUUGCACGUAUUAACAGCUCUUUGUACUAAAUGUGACUGUCUGUUGGCCCCGCAAGGAAUAAUAGAAUAAUAUUAAGCAUUUUGUAUCGUUCUAGUUCAAGAGAGGCUGACAAAACAAAUUGCAUUAGCAAUCAACGAGGCUCUGCAGCCAAUGGGAGUUGCUGUGGUCAUGGAAGCUUCGUAAGUAAUCUGCCACAAUAAACUAAUUGUAAACAGAUUUAUGUCUCUGAAGUCAAAUGUAGCUAAUUGAAUAGAAGUCUGCUGGGAGUCUGGCUAAGCUAUACUUGCCAACUGUCCAAAAAAUGGCAGGGCAGUCUUGACACAGGGCCAUUGCAGUGCUGGUUAUAAAUGCAUGUACAAGCCUUUUUACAUUGAUAAUUGGUGAAUUAUUCAGACUCUGGAAUUUUGGCCUACGUGUUACAAUUUGUAGUGAGCAGUGCCUCAAAUAUAACACAACUUUAAAAUAGACUACAAGGUUUCAAACUUUCAAAUUGUACUUAUAAGUAAAACAGAGAGACAGCAUUUUGACCUGUUAAAGAUGAACAGGGUCUGAAUAAAAGGCAAAUGUACUAAACAUCAGAAAACUCAAAGAAGGAGGAAUGUUGGUAAAUCAAGAUACUUUGACAUAGGAAAGUUUUUUAAAGUAUUACCCAUUCCACAUUUUAUUUUAGAUUUAUCUACAGUAAGAGAUCGAGUUCACUUCCAUUAUCUUCCUUUCUUCACUAGCACAGCUCAUUAGACUGAAAAAUAUUAAUUAUGAUAGCCAUAAUUAAAUCUGAUCACCAUAAAACACAACAUGGCAGCAUAGGAACAUAUUUACAUAUGUUGUUACUUUAAUUGAUUGAAAUAGUUUUGUGGUUUUAUUUUGUGUGUGAUAAAUUUACUCUUCUUUAAAUUUCAACUAACUUGCCAAAUAGUUCAUUACAAUUGUUUGGGACUCAAUAUUUUGAUUUUAAAUUAACGUAUUUCAAUACAAAUUAUUGUUCGAAUUAGUUUACCAUCAGUAGACAUGUUUCAUGGAAAUCCUGACAAAAACCCUUCUGUUUCCACAGGCACAUGUGCAUGGUAAUGAGAGGAGUACAGAAGAUGAAUAGCAAAACUGUGACAAGCACAAUGCAUGGGAUUUUCAGAGAUGAUCCCAAGACAAGGGAUGAAUUCCUAUCACUCAUCAAGAAAUAACAUAGAAACGUUUGUGGGAGGAUAAUCCUCAUAUUAUUGCAAUAGUUUUGUUUUACACAAUUCAUACGCGUUACUGAAAUUGUAUGCAAUGGUGCUAACUAUAAAACUCUUGUUUUCUUACAAAUCAAAAAUAUUGUCCACUUGAACUUGUAAAUUCUAAAACAUUUGACUCAAUAAACUGUAUAUUUUAAAACAAUGUGUAACUGUGUUUAAAGGAACACUACGCUGUCCAAAUUUGUUCCUUGGGGGUAAAUCUAAAAAGAGCUUGCAAAAACUGCAGUUCUCAUGUCUGAAGUCUUCCCCUUCUAAUCCCUCACAGACUUCCCAAUGCAGCUCAAAGAGAAAGAGGGGGUAUAACAAGGUUUAUUUAUAACAGUGCCAAUUUCUAUUGAAAUCUGCAAUUUUGGUAAAAAACAAACAAACAAAAAAAAGUAGAAGAGGACACAUCACAUAUAAAGCACUUCAACAAGCUGACACACUUUAGGUGUUGAGUAUCCCUUUAAUAUUGUUAUAAACCCCCAAGAAAACUCAAAGCAGGGACAUUUGGUUUUAAACCACACGAGUUCGAGAAUUAUAUGUUAAAGCAGCCAAGCUAAGCUAGAAAAUAAAUUUGGUAAAUAUGUCUAUUUUGACCUAAAACUCUUUUCUGGGACCAUUCCAGGUUAACUGAAUAUUCCUGACUAGUGCCAAAAUGCACAGAAAUGAAGAAACACAAAAUGUUGGAUAGUAUAGGAAUUUCACGGUUUAAUUGAUUCAGAAUAUAUUAUGAUGUGUUUCCG